AUGAUCAAACCAAAAGGUCGUCCAGCUUCUCAAUGUCAUCACUGCCGAGAUAACAGGAAGCACAAGAGUAUUCACGUUACUUGCACUUGUGGAAAGAAGAAUAAAUUAUCACGCUCAUCGUCUUCAACUUCGAUAAAUUCAUCUACUAUACAUGUAACAGACUGUGCUUGUCAUAAAACUAGUCACUGCACCUGUUCUGGCUCACUGUCAGCAGGUGCGUCAUCCAAGAAGAACAAGGAAACGGAUUCAGCAAAGAUGAGGGCAUUGUUGGAGGGUGAUAUUGUCAAAAGGUCGAAUUCCUUACCAACGCGACAGACCUCAAUAAGAAAAACCUCACCUGGUGAAAUCGGCACUUCAUCCUCUUCUCGUGCAGACACUCAUUUGCAAGAUCAAAUGGAUUAUGGAUUUAUACGUCCAAAUGAGACACAACUUUCAAACCCUGAAUUAAGCGACAACUUUGUCAUUGAAGAUAUAUUGAUGCCCUUUGAAACCAAGAAGGGGUUAUUCGAUUUGUUUAACAAACAAGAUGAUCAAGAAGGGUCGAGUUUUGGAGGAGCCGGUAAUAGCAGAGAUGACAUAAGCCAACAAUUUAGCGAACCACAGUAUAACCAACAAGGUAUACUACAAGAAGAGAAUGACUCGCCGACAAGUCGUGUAAAGCAGGAAGAUACCAGUGAAAGAGCUUCAGUAUUUAGUCCUGAAGGUUCUGAUCCUAGCCCUGCUGGUUUUGAAGUUGUAGACCACAUGUUCCCCCUUUUCCCACUCAUAGGUGGUCCAAGUUUUGAUAAUGAGAAUAAACCCUUGCUGGGAUUACCUACUAACACGAAGAAACCUGUCCCUCAUCAACCUACACCAGUACGGCCGCUGUUGGCAACCCAAAAUACCGACCUGAAUAGCUCAUUACCCUCAGCAACCGAAUCGAAUCAUAAUAUUAAUUUCGGUAGUAGUUUUGACAACAACCCACAACAAACUUAUUUUAACCAACAACUGCGAGGUCCCAAACGUCCUGAAAGUGUUUUAUCGAUAGCAUCCAAUUCAUCGGCAAGGUCAUUUGAUUUCAUGGGUAAUAGCUUCAACAAUUAUAAUAACACACUUAUUAAUGGUGGCAUUCCUUCAUCGGCCACCUCCACAGCUUAUCCACCUUCGGUCAAUGACGAACAAAAUUUUGCAGGGCUUGAACAGUACGAAGAGAACAACACUAUGCAUCAUCAUUUCGGCAAGACUGGACUAGGUGCUAAUAAAUUUGGCUCACAGUUGAGUAAAAUAGAGAGUGAAAUGUACACUGACACAUUUUUUGACGAGAAUGGCAACGAAGGUUUUGGCGAUGAGGCUAUGAAUUUUGGAGAAACAGAUGCAAAAAUACAAGAACAACCACCACCACAAGGGCCCGAUGUGUUAUUGCAAACAACAAAUUUUUACCCGACAAGCAACGACGACUACAAUACUGAGAAUGGCAGUUUUACCGAUGGUCGACAAGCUGGAGCAGUAGCAUCUGAUCUGACCAACUCAUCAGGCAAUGAACCGGCAUCGCAAAACAAUUCACUCAGUGAUUUAACUUAUUCGAAAGAGGGUGCACAACAUUUGGAAGAUUCUAAUACGACUGGACUAAUUGGUGGAGAAAUACCAUUGUUUCAGGGAUUUGCUAUACCAUUGGCAAAUACUCCGAAAUGA
This is a messenger RNA of Lodderomyces margitis, 1671 nucleotides long. RefSeq names its product Cup2p (gene CUP2). The record is from RefSeq and is a predicted model, not a curated record. The transcript has a single exon. Gene Ontology annotation, cellular component: nucleus. The coding region runs from base 1 to 1671 and encodes 556 amino acids. Gene Ontology annotation, biological process: positive regulation of transcription by RNA polymerase II; intracellular copper ion homeostasis; intracellular iron ion homeostasis. Lineage: Eukaryota; Fungi; Ascomycota; Pichiomycetes; Serinales; Debaryomycetaceae. Gene Ontology annotation, molecular function: copper ion binding; RNA polymerase II cis-regulatory region sequence-specific DNA binding; DNA-binding transcription factor activity, RNA polymerase II-specific.